AUGUCAUACAAACUACCCGAUAUCUCAACUCUUCCUACAUUACCACAAGCUGAACAAGAUGAGGUUCUUACUCAUCUUUUCGAACCAUCAGAAACUUUAUUCACAUAUCUAAGACCUUAUCUAUCAACUUCAUACUCUUCAUAUAUUGAACUUAUAGAAACUUCUAGAACAGCUUUUCUAAAGCUAGUGGAUGAUAAAGAAAGGGAUGAUUUGAUUAAAGAUUCAAGAAUUGGUGAUAUUAUCGCAUGUCAUCCAAGAUUAGGAGUUCCAAAGACAACAAAAUUAAGUGAACAUUCAAGUAAAGAGCAAAAAUCAUUACAAUCUGAUGAUGAAACGAUCAAAAAAUUCGUCACGUUGAAUGAGACUUAUGAAUCUCAAUUCCCUGGGUUAAGGUUUGUUUGCUUUGUUAAUGGACGUCCCAGAGAUGAGAUUGUUGGGAUUUUCCAAGAUAGAAUUGAUAAGAAUGAUUAUAAACAAGAAGUUAUUGAUGCGUUGAAUGCAAUGUGUGAUAUUGCUAUUGAUCGUUACAAAAAAAUUCAACCAAAGAUUUAA
Hansenula anomala is the source of this 552-nucleotide messenger RNA. Its product is annotated as 2-oxo-4-hydroxy-4-carboxy-5-ureidoimidazoline decarboxylase. NCBI's taxonomy places the organism in Eukaryota, Fungi, Ascomycota, Saccharomycetes, Phaffomycetales, Wickerhamomycetaceae. The transcript has a single exon. The coding region runs from base 1 to 552 and encodes 183 amino acids. The record is from RefSeq and is a predicted model, not a curated record.